This is a messenger RNA of Henningerozyma blattae CBS 6284, 600 nucleotides long. It is a transcript of the gene RIP1, whose product is annotated as ubiquinol--cytochrome-c reductase catalytic subunit RIP1. Gene Ontology annotation, molecular function: 2 iron, 2 sulfur cluster binding; quinol-cytochrome-c reductase activity. NCBI's taxonomy places the organism in Eukaryota, Fungi, Ascomycota, Saccharomycetes, Saccharomycetales, Saccharomycetaceae. Gene Ontology annotation, cellular component: membrane. The record is from RefSeq and is a predicted model, not a curated record. Gene Ontology annotation, biological process: mitochondrial electron transport, ubiquinol to cytochrome c. The transcript has a single exon. Bases 1 to 600 code for a protein of 199 amino acids.
AUGAUAAAUAAAAGAUGCUUAUCUUCUACCAACAAAGCUCAAAUAUCUACUUACAAGACACCUGAUUUUGGUGAUGCAGUUAAAAAAGAUAAAUCUACUGACAAAGGUAGAUCUUACGCAUAUUUCAUGAUUGGUUCCCUAGGUAUGUUAUCUGCAGCUGGUGGUAAGUCAACUGUGGAAACUUUCCUAGGCUCUAUGUCUGCCAGUGCCGAUGUCCUGGCUAUGGCUAAAGUUGAAGUCAACUUAGCUUCCAUUCCAGAAGGUAAGAAUGCUGUGGUGAAAUGGCAAGGUAAACCAGUUUUCAUUAGACAUAGAACUGCUCACGAGAUAGAAGAAGCUAACCAAGUGGAUAUUACUUCAUUGAAGGAUCCUCAAGCUGAUGCUGAUAGAGUUAAAAACCCAAGCUGGUUAGUCAUGUUAGGUGUCUGUACUCAUUUAGGUUGUGUUCCAAUCGGUGAAGCUGGUGAUUUUGGUGGUUGGUUCUGUCCUUGCCAUGGGUCACAUUAUGAUAUCUCCGGUAGAAUCAGAAAGGGUCCAGCUCCUCUAAACUUGGAAAUUCCAACGUAUGAAUUCCAAGAUGAUACAUUGAUUGUAGGUUAA